AAUAGACUCCCCACAGUAUGUAGGCAACAUUGCUUUCCUCCCGUAUUCUCUAGCAGAAAGUCUGUUCCCUUGUUUUCUCAGAAGGCAGUGAGGUUAUUGGACUAUCAAUGUAAUCCAGUGCAGCCUGCAAGAGAUGCUGUGGUUGAACUCAAAUCUAACAGACUUUCAGGAUACUUGGAAAUUUAAGACAAUUGCGUUUUUAUUUGUGUUAUCCUCCACAUUUACGUUUUCAGCACAGUGUGGAUACAUCUUACCACAGAACAUGACGCUUGUUCAAACUAAAAUACUUUUCUCUCGCUACUCUUCUCACUCACAGGCCUACUUCAUCGUGCAGAAAAGCUAUUUGACUGUAGAGGGGGAGUAGGUAACACACUGUAAUAUUCCAGAGGACAUGCUGUUUUUACCAUUCGCUCAUGUGGGUCAUUAGGAAAUGGGCUUAAAUUGAAAACUGACUCAGGCCUUUGAAUAACCCAUGAUCACAUAUUUGGACAAUUACAAAUAAUUUCUUCCAGUGCGACUAAGCCGAGCUGUUUCAGAAACGUGGAUACUUUGCAAGCGAUCUGAUUUGAGCGCGCCUCGACCCAAUGUCCAGUGGUUGAACUGCGGCGAGAACUUCAUAAAACAUACAAGAGACUGGAUUUUGAACUCAACCAAGUUUGACUUUAUGUAGUCACAUAGCAGUACACAUCACUUGACCGCAGUUUCCAAUCACUUCUGACUGUGACCGUCCAUUGCACGGGCUAACAAGAGCGCACAAAGAUGGCAUCCCUCUCGAGAAGCGCUUCUCCGGGGUUGUGGAAACAAAUCAUGGCUCCACUCGUCUUGCUCUUGUGCAACAGGCUUGUGGCCAAUGCGGACGAAGACACUUUCAAUGCAGAGGUACAGUAUGUUGUAUACAUGUGUCCUUUAAUGUCAAAAUAUGGACGUUUUUACGGUGCGUAAAUCUGUGGAAUUGUGGCAGUCGCCUGAUGAGCUUAGUUUCCUUCUACUCUGAAACAUUGCAUGACCAUGAUCUCUACUAUCCUGGUGGUCAGGUAGUUAUCUAAACUGAUAUAGCAUUUUAUGUGAUCUAAUGACUUCUCAUUUUCUCAUCACUGAUCAUGAGGACAUGAGCAGAUUCAUGGAAAUAUUUGGUGCGCACAUUUAUGACCCUUGACCUUUUCCGUAAUGGGUAUUGUGCAACAUUCCCACUUCACGUAUGGCAGGCAUAUUAUUAGGAGUAAUUAUGUGUUGGGUAAAAGUUGGACCUCUAGGGUAAAACCCUAUGUACAUGCCUGUAAACCACAGAAAGUGUUCCUCACCUACUGUACUGCUUAUCCUGCAGACAUGUUGUGCAAGAUAUCCAGAUUGAUCACUCUUAUUAUGAGUCAUCAUUUUGGUGGCCUGAAGCUGCUUUUCUUUGUCUCUCUGUUUGUGUGUGUGUGUAUAGGUCUAUGUGUGCAGUGCAUGCCUGUUUACAGAGAAAGUUGUGCUCAGUGGGCCCAUUAUGUUUUUAAAUUCCCAUGUCAAGGCUUUUGCAAGGCAAGCUCUCUGUGCUGUCUUGGUUGGGUCUCUUUUGUUUCCAUUGCAUUAUCAAUGGGAUAUUAAUAUUGUAUGCCAGACCUUACAGCCAGACACACGUCUGCUUAUGGCUAUAUUAAUGGUAUAUAUAGUAGAGCUGAAUUUACACAGUUUAUGUAGAAUUUUUGUUGUAAUUGACAUUUAUUUAACCCUGUGUGUCAGUGCUUCGUUUUGGGUUAACUGCUUACAUUCCAAAGCUUUUACUCUUACACCCAAUGAUGCCUGCUCUGUCUGUCCUAUUAUCUAUUGGGCCAAUCCUGUGGUUAUCUAAACUGCCAAUAAGGAGGAGGUGCGACUCAAAGAGGAAUGCCAUGAAAUAAUAGAAACCAUCUGUUUCUCUGUCCUCUACAUACAGUGGGGAGAACAAGUAUUUGAUACAGUGCCGAUUUUGCAGGUUUUCCUACUUACAAAGCAUGUAGAAGUCUGUAAUUUUUAUCAUAGGUACACUUCAACUGUGAGAGACGGAAUCUAAAACAAAAAUCCAGAAUAUCACAUUGUAUGAUUUUUAAGUAAUUAAUUUGCAUUCUAUUGCAUGACAUAAGUAUUUGAUCACCUACCAACCAGUAAGAAUUCCGGCUCUCACAGACCUGUUAGUUUUUCUUUAAGAAGCCCUCUUGUUCUCCACUCAUUACCUGUAUUAACUGCACCUGUUUGAACUCGUUACCUGUAUAAAAGACACCUGUCCACACACUCAAUCAAACAGACUCCAACCUCUCCACAAUGGCCAAGACCAGAGAGCUGUGUAAGGACAUCAGGGAUAAAAUUGUAGACCUGCACAAGGCUGGGAUGGGCUACAGGACAAUAGGCAAGCAGCUUGGUGAGAAGGCAACAACUGUUGGCACAAUUAUUAGAAAAUGGAAGAAGUUCAAGAUGACGGUCAAUCACCCUCGGUCUGGGGCUCCAUGCAAGAUCUCACCUCAUGGGGCAUCAAUGAUCAUGAGGAAGGUGAGGGAUCAGCCCAGAACUACAUGGCAGGACCUGGUCAAUGACCUGAAGAGAGCUGGGACCACAGUCUCAAAGAAAACCAUUAGUAACAUACUACGCCGUCAUAGAUUAAAAUCCUGCAGCGCACGCAAGGUCCCCCUGCUCAAGCCAGCGCAUGUCCAGGCCCAUCUGAAGUUUGCCAAUGACCAUCUGGAUGAUCCAGAGGAGGAAUGGGAGGUCAUGUGGUCUGAUGAGACAAAAAUAGAGCUUUUUGGUCUAAACUCCACUCGCCGUGUUUGGAGGAAGAAGAAGGAUGAGUACAACCCCAAGAACACCAUCCCAACCGUGAAGCAUGGAGGGGGAAACAUCAUUUUUUGGGGAUGCUUAUCUGCAAAGGGGACAGAACGACUGCACCGUAUCGAGGGGAGGAUGGAUGGGGCCAUGUAUCGCAAGAUCUUGGCCAACAACCUCCUUCCCUCAGUAAGAGCAUUGAAGAUGGGUCGUGGCUGGGUCUUCUAGCAUGACAAUGACCCGAAACACACAGCCAGGGCAACUAAGGAGUGGCUCCGUAAGAAGCACCUCAAGGUCCUGGAGUGGCCUAGCCAGUCUCCAGACCUGAACCCAAUAGAAAAUCUUUGGAGGGAGCUGAAAGUCCGUGUUGCCCAGCGACAGCCCCGAAACCUGAAGGAUCUGGAGAAGGUCUGUAUGGAGGAGUGGGCCAAAAUCCCUGCUGCAGUGUGUGCAAACCUGGUCAAGACCUACAGGAAAUGUAUGAUCCCUGUAAUUGUAAACAAAGGUUUCUGUACCAAAUAUUAAGUUCUGCUUUUCUGAUGUAUCAAAUACUUAUGUCAUGCAAUAAAAUGCAAAUUAAUUACUUAAAAAUCAUACAAUGUGAUAUUCUGGAUUUUUGUUUUAGAUUCCGUCUCUCACAGUUGAAGUGUACCUAUGAUAAAAAUUAUAGACCUCUACAUGCUUUGUAAGUAGGAAAACCUGCAAAAUCGGCAGUGUAUCAAAUACUUGUUCUCCCCACUGUAUGUGACAACAGCAACCAAUACGACCGAUGGUAUGGGUCUUGGAGAACCACAUGUCUGUGAGGAUAGAGCAGCCAAACAGAUCAAAGUCCGAAUGGACCUGCAAAACUCACCCUUGGAGGGGAACAAAAUCACCCUGUUCACUGAUGGAUGCUGCUACAGGUCAAAGGACCCAAAGGAAGGAAACACUGCUGCCUAUGCAGUGGUGAAACAAGACACAGAAGGAGGACAUGAAGUAAUGGAAGCAGAGAAACUUGGUCCCAAUGAAGCUUCAGCACAGCUAGCUGAACUUAGGGCGUUGAGGAGAGCUCUACAACUAAGUGAAGGAAAGAAUGUGGACAUCUACACAGGCUCUGCCUAUGCACAUGGGAUUGCACACAUUGAUGGACCACAGUGGUCCUCUUUGCUUUCUCUUUGCUGAUCAUCUCCAAGUCAUUAAGGUUUCGAGGCUGACGUUUGGCAACUCGAACCUUCAGCUCCCGCCACAGAUUUUCUAUGGGAUUAAGGUCUGGAGAUUGGCUAGGCCACUCCAGGACCUUAAUGUGCUUCUUCUUGAGCCACUUUUUUGUUGCCUUGGCCGUGUGUUUUGGGUCAUUGUCAUGCUGGAAUACCCAUCCACGACCCAUUUUCAAUGCCCUGGCUGAGGGAAGGAGGUUCUCACCCAAGAUUUGACGGUACAUGGCCCUGUCCAUCGUCCCUUUGAUGCGGUGAAGUUGGCCUGUCCCCUUAGCAGAAAAACACCCCCAAAGCAUAAUGUUUCCACCUCCAUGUUUGACGGUGGGGAUGGUGUUCUUGGUGUCAUAGGCAGCAUUCCUCCUCCUCCAAACACGGCGAGUUGAGUUGAUGCCAAAAAGCUGUUGACCACAACACUUUCACCCAGUUCUCCUCUGAAUCAUUCAGAUGUUCAUUGGCAAACUUCAGAUGGCCCUGUAUAUGUGCUUUCUUGAGCAGGGGGACCUUGCGGGUGCUGCAGGAUUUCAGUCCUUCACGGCGUAGUGUGUUACCAAUUGUUUUCUUGGUGACUAUGGUCCCAGCUGUCUUGAGAUCAUUGACAAGAUCCUCCCGUGUAGUUCUGGGCUGAUUCCUCAACGUUCUCAUGAUCAUUGCAACUCCACGAGGUGAGAUCUUGCAUGGAGCCCCAGGCCGAGGGAGAUUGACAGUUAUUUUGUGUUUCUUCCAUUUGCGAAUAAUUGCACCAACUGUUGUCACCUUCUCACCAAGCUGCUUGGCGAUGGUCUUGUAGCCCAUUCCAGCCUUGUGUAGGUCUACAAUCUUGUCCCUGACAUCCUUGGAGAGCUCGUUGGUCUUGGCCAUGGUGGAGAGUUUGGAAUCUGGUUGAUUGAUUGCUUCUGUGGACAGGUGUCUUUUAUACAGGUAACAAGCUGAGAUUAGGAGCACUCCCUUUAAGAGUGUGCUCCUAAUCUCAGCUCAUUACCUGUAUAAAAGACACCUGGGAGCCAGAAAUCUUUCUGAUUGAGAGGUGGUCAAAUACUUAUUUUCCUCAUUAAAAUGCAAAUCAAUUUAUAACAUUUUUUACAUGCGUUUUUCUGGAUUUUUUUGUUGUUAUUCUGUCUCUCACUGUUCAAAUAAACCUACCACUAAAAUUAUAGACUGAUCAUUUCUUUGUCAGUGGGCAAACGUACAAAAUCAGCAGGGGAUCAAAUACUUUUUUCCCUCACUGUAUCUCUGUUGUAUCAUUGUAGUCGUGGUUGCGGAGGUUUGGCUACCUUUCCCAAGCCAGCAGACAGAUGUCAACCAUGCAGUCCUCUCAGAUCCUGUCCAAUGCCGUCAGUGACAUGCAGCACUUCUAUGGCCUGGAGGUCACUGGAGAGAUGGACCCUGCCACACUGAAGUAUGGAUGCCACUGGCAGCUUCAGUUACACUGUACAGACUGAUAUAGACUAAAUUGAUAAUGAUGUCAAGAUAAUGUAAUAAUGUAAGGUCAUGAUUACAUUAUAGACCUAUUCUGAGAUAGAGAAAAGUUGUACCUCCUGGUCUAGCACUGUGGAACCACUCUAUUCUUAAAUAAACAAUGUAUCUGAUCCUAUAUAUCUAUGUGGUUAUCUGGGCUCUAUUCAUUUGUGUGUUUCACUCCCCCUUUAGGGCCAUGAGAAGGCCUCGCUGUGGAGUCCCAGACAAAUCUGUUGAGCAGGCUGAGAAUGGUGUGAGGCGGAAACGCUAUGCUCUCACUGGCCAGAAGUGGGACAAGAACCAUCUGACUUACAGGUGUGUGGUAGGCCUAUGUAAGCUGGGGGAUUCUAAGAAAACCAUGUUGGGAAUCUCAAACAGAUUUCCCCCUGCUUGGGCUGCCUGGCGUGCAAAGUGUCAGUAUAAACAACACUGCAAAGAGACCUGAAUUCCCAUAUGUGUAUAGACCACUGACAACACAUAAGGUCAUUUGUAAUGGCCCUCUGUAUAUAUGUGCUAAGAAUAUCUUGUCCUUUCCUCAACCCCCUCUCCCAGCAUUAUGAACACCACCCCAAAGAUUGGUGAGGUGCGGACACAGGAGGCCAUCCGCAGAGCUUUCAAGGUGUGGGAGCGCGUGACUCCACUGAGCUUUGAAGAGAUCGCUUUCCAAGACAUCACCAACAGCAGCCAGGACGCGCUAGAUAUCAUGCUAUUGUUUGCCUCUGGUUUCCAUGGAGACAUGUCUCUGUUCGAGGGCGAGGGGGGGUCCCUGGCUCAUGCCUACUACCCAGGUCCCGGGAUGGGCGGAGACACGCACUUUGAUGCAGACGAACCCUGGACCCUUGACAACCACGAUCCAUCAGGUUAGAAAGACACUUGUCCCCUUUGCCCCAUUUUCUCCUCAAUCACUAUUACUGCUACUAUUUCCUUGUUCAAAAUGAAUAUUGGCACUUCUCAUCUCAUAUGUAUAUACUGUAUUCUAUUCUAUAAUAUUCUACUGUAUCUUAGUCCAUGCCGCUCUGUCAUUGCUUGUCCAUAUGUGUAUAUAUUCUUAAAUUCCAUUCCUUACUAGAUUUGUGUGUAUUGGGUAUAUGUUGUGAAAUUGUUAGAUAUUACUUGUUAGAUAUUACUGCACUGUCGGAGCUAGAAGCACAAGCAUUUCGCUACACCUGCAAUAACAUCUGCUAAACACGUGUAUGUGACAAAUAAAAUUUGAUUUGAUAUAUUUUGAUAUUCAUUUUCUUUCUCCUUUUCCUAUCUUUCUCUCUCCCUCGCUCCCAUCUCUCUCCCUCCAGGUAUUGACCUCUUCCUGGUUGCGGUGCAUGAGCUGGGCCAUGCUCUGGGUCUGGAGCACUCUGAUAACCCCAAUGCUAUCAUGGCUCCCCUUUACCAGUACAUGGACACAAAUACCUUCUCACUCCCAGAGGAUGAUAGGAAUGGAAUACAGAAGAUAUAUGGUGAGGAGCCCGCCCUCAGGCCCCCACAGCCAGCGCGCACACACACGCACGGAUAAACAUGCACACACAUGCAUACAUACAUAGUAGCACCCCUUUAAUUGACAUCCUCCCUAACAGGGUCAUGCCAUACAUGCCUUUACAAUGAUCCUACUCUCUCCAUGACUGAAAAUAAGUCAUUGUGCCAUUGUGUGUCGUACAACUAGUGAAUGUCUGUAUGUGCACUGCAGACACACUGAUGACAGUAUUUAGUGAUAAUUAUCACAGUUCACACUCAUAGUUAAAGGUUGUAAGUCUUGUGUAAAGUACUGUACGUCUGUUUUUCCUCUCUGUGUCUCUGUGCAACCAGAAGGUCUUCCUUCCCAAUGAGCUUCCUGCCACAGCACGGAGUGGAAAAUUAGACUCUCUGUGUGUGUGUGUGAGAAUAAGAAAGAAAGAAACCAAAUGAGAGAUGGAGCUAUUCUACUGAGCCAUUUACUUUGUUAUCUUAUUGUUGUUGUAUGGUCGAGAAGGAACCUGCAAGUAUGCAUUUCGUUGGACUGUGUAUACCAUGUGUAUCCUGUACAUACGACUAAUACAACUUGAAACGUGAGAGGGGUGGGGGCAGAGAAAGCAAGCAGGGAUAUGUGCGAGGUUCUUUGUCAAACCCAUAGCAUUUAUAAUGUCAUCAUCUUGGAUUGUGCAGGACCUCCAGACGAUGCUUCCACUCAGGACCCACCCGCCACCUCUGAUGAUGACACCUCCCCAAACCAAGACCCCACCACCACUACUCCUACAGACCUAGACCCCACCGCCACCCCUGAUAGUCCCCUUGAGACAGACACCCCCAGCCCCACCUAUGACCCUGAUACCCCAGACCAAUCAGAACCAGAUCCCACCGACGCACCUCCCCUACCCGACCCAGACCCCACCAUCCCCUGGCCUGAUCCCGUGCCAGUGACCCCCUACAUCAGGAGGGAUGAGCCUCGUCGCCCCCCAAAGCAGCCAGACCACACUGCCCCCAACAUCUGUGACGGGGACUUUGAUACGGUCACCAUGCUGCGAGGGGAGAUGUUCGUCUUCAAGGUGAGAAGCAGGGCUAGUCUAAAAAUAAACUCUUUUGUAUAGUUGUAUAACUUCACACUCCAUUCUAAUCUUCCAAAAGAGGAUGACGUAGUGAAUAUGUUCUGAUGGUAUCUUCUGUCCCUGCCAGGGUCGCUGGUUCUGGAGAGUUAGAAGGAACCAUGUCCUGGACAACUAUCCAAUGCCCAUCUCGGUCUUCUGGGUUGGACUACCUGAUGAUAUAGACUCUGGUUAUGAACGGCAUGAUGGAAAAUUUGUCUUUUUCAAAGGUCUGUAUUUUCUUUUAUUCUCAUAUAUUACGUUUAUUUUAUGUGUAAUAGUUUAGAUCUAAUGGGUGCAUACACUCCAUAACACAGUGACCAAGAUACCGUCCUUCUCCACUGCAUCCCUCAUGUUUAAAACUAGAGUCAAUCCCCUCUUUAUCAUGUACUCUCCCCCCAGACUUUAAUGGCUGAUUUUUCACCUACUUUAUAACUGGUUGAGAGUUUUAAAUAGCUCAAAACAGCUCUGUCCCUUUAACACUUCUGUAUCCACUGUUAAAAAACAACUAUUCUGGCCAAAUUAUGUCACUACAUAAACACUCUGAAAUGUGGACGUCGAUAUUUGGGGUGGGGGAGAAAUGAGGCUCAUGGGGCGCAGCUAACAGCAGUAGAAAGCAGCUGGCAGGCCUGCUAGCCCUGGCCUGGAUGGAUUGCAUCAGCCACUGCUCCAGAUGCUGACUGCUAAGGUUUCACUUUGAGCAGAGAAUAAGACUUGGAGGGCACCAUUUAUGUGUCCUGACUCUUUUGACUUUUCUGUGUGUUCUCACACAAAGAACCAAUAGUUGCAUCAAUGCGUCAGUAGUCUGUUUAAAGCAGGUACAAUGUUGUUUACAGUGGUUUUACGAGUGGAUUGUUUUGGCUCUGUUAGUGGAAACGUUGUUUGUUGAAUGUGAGAUAAAUCAAACCAGAUAAAAUCUUGCAAAUGAAACCUGUGCUUUACUUCUCUUUCCUCUGUCCUCAUAUCUUCCCCUUCCUGAUGGUCCUCUAUCGGUCCUCUAUCCCUCUCUUUUGCCCUCUACCCUCUCUUCUGUCCUCCCUCUGUGUAGGUGAGAGGUACUGGGUAUUCAGGGAGGCUGACGUGGUGCCUGGUUACCCCCAGCCCCUGGUAGAGUAUGGUCAGGGCCUCCCCACAGACAGGAUCGAUACAGCCAUCUGGUGGGAACCCACUGGCUACACAUACUUCUUCAGAGGAGACAGGUGACCACAUGCCCCCGAAUACCUUUACUGUACUUUUAGAUUUGUGUGUAUUGUUAGAUAUUGCUGCACUGUUGGAACUAGGAACACAAGCAAUAACAUCUGCUAAAUAUGUGUAUGCGACCAAUACAAUUUUAUUUGAUUUAAUUUACCCUACCAUAACUGAUCUCAACUGACUGACUGAUGAGCUAUCUUUUUAAAUGUCAAAUGUUAUUGUUAAAUGUCAUUCAUCUAGUCAAGGGAAAACAGAUUUAGCCCUGAGUGUUGAAAGACUGAGAAGGGAAGAAAAAGUAGUUUGUUGUGAUAGUCAUCAGUCCUUUGUACCACACGGUUUCAUGAUCCGUCUUGUCACUGUCCUCUCCUGUAGAUACUGGCGUUUUGAUGAAGAGUCCCGCACCGGUGACAGAGACUACCCGAAACCUGUCUCCAGGUGGGGCAAGGUCCCAUCCUCUCCUAAAGGAGCCUUCCUCAGCGAUGAUGGCUGUGAGUGAGUUGUUAUAGGGGGGAUAAUGGCUGUAAAAAAUGGAGGGAGGCUAUAGAUACUGAGCUGAGAGGGGAAAGGGUUGCCUGGCAAAGGUUGUCUAAUGCAGACGUCUCAUAAUUCAUCCUCUCCCACCAAAGUCCCACCCCAGCUAAUGCUUUUCAAAGCUGUUUCCUAUAGUGAAAAAAAACAACUAUGAUGGUCAAAUGUCUUCCAGAUAAGUCGUUUUUCAUUUUUCCAUUUUCAUCUAAAGGGAUAGGUACUUGUGAAGGAGAAUUAAAAUAGUCUCUAGUCCAAGUGAAGGCUUCUCCUUCACAGUACUGUAACUAUUACUAAUGGUUACAUUAGUACCCAGCAAUGACAGUAUCCUGUGAAGUGUGAUGAAAUUGUGUCAAGAGUUGGAGCAGAAGAUGCAUACCCAAAUAAGGUUAACAAGGUGCAGACUAAUGGCUGAAACUAACAAAUAGCAUUUCCACAGUAAAUUCCCUUGGCGCAUUUCAACAUUUGCAUCAACAAUAUUUGUCUUCCCUAUCCAGCUUACACAUACUUCUACAAGGGCUCCAAGUACUGGAGGUUUGAUAACCAGAAGAUGAAGGACGACUCAGGCUACCCCAGAUCCAUCCUUAAAGACUUUAUGGGCUGUGAUGGAGCCCCGGACGUGGACCCAGACACAGAUACAGACGACACAGUUACAGGCCGCAAGUGGCCCACAGUGGACCAGCCAAAACCACAACCACCAGUUGGCUCAGACCCAGAUGAGGUGGACCGAGAGACCGAUAAGGAUUACACCAACGAUGUGGAUUAUGAACCUGAUGCGAAGGACAAAGAGAUGGAUGUGGUGGUGAAGAUGGCUGAGAACGAGGCCAAGGUUAUGACCCUGAUCAUGGUGACCGUGCCCCUGGUCCUGGUGCUGUGCAUCCUACUAUUGAUCUAUGCUAUUAUUAACACCCUGCAGAAGAAAGAGGCGCCCAGACUUUUGGUCCACUGCAAACGAUCCCUGCAGGAGUGGGUUUGAUCUGCUCAAGAAAUAGAUUCACAAACACACACACACAAUACAUAGGCACAUACCGUUUGCACACAUAUACACACACAAACAUUACAUAAAAAUACAAGCACAUAGUUUCCGUAUCUUUCCUCCAUGGUGCUUUACCCGAUCUUGUUUAUAACAUAUAAUAUGCACUUUUAACGUCCCGUGUUUAGAUUUGUUGUGUUAGUUGCGGUUGUAGUUUUAAGUGUGUUUAGCAAAACAUUUCCGUGAAUGUCCUUAUAAAACAGAGUGGUGGUGCGUGUCUACAACCAGCA
Molecule: messenger RNA, 10957 nt
Organism: Coregonus sp. 'balchen'
Lineage: Eukaryota; Metazoa; Chordata; Actinopteri; Salmoniformes; Salmonidae
Source: the annotation of a GenBank genome assembly